AUGCAAAGAAAGUUCAAGAACAAUUCCAUAGUCAAAAACCUCAAACCAGCGUUGAGUUACACUUCAGUCAGACUUUCGGAAGCUGUGCGUCUGCGCAUUGGUGAGGAAGGUAUUACGGCAGUUGCGCCCCAAACAAUACCACAACUCUUUCGGGAGUGUUGCCAACGCGUACCAAACCUACCAGCGCUGGUAUAUAAAAGGGAAAGUCAGAAACCCCAGAGUAAUAAUAAAAAUAAACAACUAAAUACCUGGUGUACCAUUACUUACGCUGAGUAUGAACGGAAAGUUGAAAAAGUGGCGCUUAUACUUCUACACCUCGGGCUCAGUGCCAACGCUUGCAUCUGUGUGCUCGCCCACAAUUGUCCUGAGUGGUUUUACGUACAGUUUGGUGCAUUACGCAUUGGUGCUGUGGUAUCAGGUAUUUAUGUGACUAGUUCAGAAGAGGCAGUAAAAUAUGCGCUCCAAUGUUCUGCGGCAAGCGUCUGUGUUGUGGAUGAUGAGACGCAAUUGGCGAAGGUGCGGGUGGUGAGAGCGCAACUAACAAACUUGAAGGCAGUGAUAUUACUGCAUAGGACAACCGAUAUUAAUUUGACAGAGAAAGAGGGCUAUUACCUUUGGUCAAGCCUUAUGAGAGAGAGUUAUGAUCUAGUUCUUAAGCGAAAAUUGGAGUGCAUUGAAAGCGAGGUGGCGGCAAACCAGUGUGCUAUGCUAAUUUUUACGUCUGGCACAACCGGAUACCCGAAAGCCGUAAUGCUUUCUCACGAUGCCAUCAUAUCGAAUAUAAAAUUUUGUGUCGAAGCUGUGGCACACUUAGGCUCUCGCGCUGGUGUAACCGUUUCGUAUCUACCAUUAAAUCAUAUUGCCGCACAACUUUUCGAAGUGUUAAUGCCUCUACUGAAUGGUGAUUGUGUCUACUUUGGGGAAAGGGAUCUGUCACGAACACUUUAA
Molecule: messenger RNA, 948 nt
Organism: Ceratitis capitata (Mediterranean fruit fly)
Lineage: Eukaryota; Metazoa; Arthropoda; Insecta; Diptera; Tephritidae
Product: long-chain-fatty-acid--CoA ligase bubblegum-like
Exons: 2
Coding region: 1-948 (315 amino acids)
Cellular component (GO): membrane; endoplasmic reticulum
Molecular function (GO): long-chain fatty acid-CoA ligase activity
Source: RefSeq, a predicted model, not a curated record